CCAGAGGCGAAGCGUCCGGAGCCCGGCGGGGAGCCAUGGGCGCGCUGCCCGCCAGCCGGCUCCUGGGCUGCCUGCUGCUCUUCUCCUUCCUCUCGGCGGCCCCUGCGGGCCGGGCGGACUUCGCCGAGCCGCUGGGCAGAGCGGCCAGGAUCAAAGUCAACCCCCGCGGCAGCCUCUGGGCCACAGGUCACUUCAUGGGGAAGAAGAGCAUUGCGGCCUCCCCACUUCUGGAGUCUCCAGGAGAUGCUGCAGCAAACUCCAUCCCAGUGGCCUUCAGCCCGACUCUCCGAGCUGUCUUGCAGGACAUGAAAGAGCUGCUUACCAGAGAGCUCCUGAAAAUCCUCUUGCAAGAGAGACUAAUAGAUGAGAAUCAAGGAAAAUCUGAGCUUCAAAACCAGGAGACGGGAUUGGUAAUGAAGGUGCUGGAGAAAUACCUUUCAAACUGAAGAAGGGACGAAGGGGCCAUGUACAUAGAUGACUGAGUCCAGCAUCAGGAAGGCCUGGCUGGUUUGUAGUGAACACCAGGGAAUGUUUGAAUUAUGGUUCUGUGGCGCUACAUCACUCUUAUGAUUUAGUAUUACUGUAAUAUUGUGAAUAUUGACCAUCUGUAUGAAGAAAGCCCCAAAUCCCUGACUGUAUAUUUCCCUUGCAUUUUCUGCAUUACUGCUGAGGUCAAAGAGCCCUUGUGAAUAAAACUAACUCUUUGCACAGCA
This is a messenger RNA of Gopherus flavomarginatus (Mexican gopher tortoise), 713 nucleotides long. RefSeq names its product neuromedin B (gene NMB). Bases 36 to 446 code for a protein of 136 amino acids. Gene Ontology annotation, cellular component: neuron projection. Lineage: Eukaryota; Metazoa; Chordata; Testudines; Testudinidae. Gene Ontology annotation, biological process: positive regulation of hormone secretion; neuropeptide signaling pathway. The record is from RefSeq and is a predicted model, not a curated record. The transcript is spliced from 3 exons. Gene Ontology annotation, molecular function: neuromedin B receptor binding; neuropeptide hormone activity.